This is a messenger RNA of Schistosoma guineensis, 1731 nucleotides long. The record is from the annotation of a GenBank genome assembly. NCBI's taxonomy places the organism in Eukaryota, Metazoa, Platyhelminthes, Trematoda, Strigeidida, Schistosomatidae.
CUUAUUUUAUUAACCAAUCAGAUAUUUAUUGUAGUUCACUUUUAAAAAUGAUUGGUUAAUUUACUUUUUAUCAUUAAAUAUUUAAUGUUAAAUCACUUGAUUUAAUGUUACUUACAAAAUAUUGUGCAUUGCAAGAACCUUAAAUAAUCCAAUCUAUAUAAUGACUUAUCAUUGGUUGAUUAGUAUACAAAUCUCAUUGUUAUUUGUUAACUGCUUAUGUAAUGGAUCAGAAUGGUCUUAUUCAAAUGUAUUAACUGGACCGGAAACAUGGAAUCACCACUACAAAAAUAUGUGUUCGGGUUAUUAUCAAUCGCCAAUUGAUUUGAAAUCAGAUAUAUCUAUACUUGAUUUACGAUUAAAAACUGUGGUAAUUUAUCGAAAUACAUCAGUUGCUGAGACCACUACAAUUACAAAUAAUGGUCACUCAGCUGAUGUUACAUUUUCACAAAACACUUGGUUUAUAUCAUUUGAUGGCUUACGUGACUUUAAAUAUGAAAUUGCAAAAAUGCAUUUUCACUGGGGUAAUACUGAUGAUCGUGGAUCUGAGCAUACUAUUGAUGGAAUUAGAUUUCCUUUAGAAGGACAUAUUGUAUCGUUUCGAAAAGAGAUGUAUUCUUCACUCCAGGAAGCUAUCGGUCGACCAGGUGGACUGGCUGUUCUUGGUAUCAUGCAUAAUAUUGUUGAAUCAAUAAAAUCUAACCAAACAGUGUUCAAGGCAUACAACAGUUUUUCUGGUGUACUGAAUUCACAAUUCGCUCCUCCAAAUGCUUUGACAGUUGAUAAUAUGAAUUUAUCGCUAAUUCUAAGCUUCUUGAAUCCUAGUCGUUAUUUUCGCUAUUUUGGUUCACUGACAACUCCACCAUGCACAGAAAAUGUUCUUUGGACUGUUUUUAUGGAUCCAGUGCCAAUUACACGUGAACAGGUUAAUCUAUUUCGUAGUUUACCUUAUGGUCCAAAUGAAAUACAAACUACUAUGGGUGAUAAUUUUCGUCCUAUUCAACCAUUAAAUCCACCCGAAACACUUGCACCACGUUCUCUAUAUCGAGCUACAGCAUCACGUCUUUCAUUAUUAUCUAUACCAGGUUUAUUAUGUAUCAUGUUGACCAGUCAACUUACUGUGAUAUUUUCUUAAUUCAUUUAAUUCAAAACUAUUUAUGUCUGAUAUAUUUAGCUUCUUCUAGACCAAAAUUAUUGCGCUUUCAUUCUUUGAAUUAAAAACAAAAAGAGGAUACUUACCCAUACUACUUUGUAGAGUAAAUUUUCUCGUUUUAUUUUUUUCUUUAUUUUUUUUUAAAUUUCUCAUAUUUUGUAAAUAACUUGGUCAUAUUCCAAAAUAUUUUGAAGAUGUGUUAUAUUUGGCUUGAUUUCACAUCAUAAUGUUUAUCUUAUUAGAUUAAUAUGAUUAUGCCAUAUAUGUAUCUGUAAGAGUUCCUUGGUCAAUAGCCUCAUUAGUUACUGUCCACUACUUCUAGCUCUUAAUUAGUUGGUUAAUAUUUUCCUUUACAAGAUUCAAGAUGAAGUGGAAAAAAAUAUUAUGUAUUCAUGAUUCAUUCAUUGUAGUUAAUUAUCAAUGAAUAAUAAAAAAGAAAUGACAUUUCAUCUAAUGACUUUAUUUUGUUGAGAUUUUGUAAUUCUCUUUUAUUUUUACCUGAAAUUUGGUUACGAAGCAUAUUGUAAGCCAAUACAAUAGGUAGGAGGAAAGUAUAUUUAUUGUAAAAAGUUACAAUUUAU